This is a messenger RNA of Amoebophrya sp. A25, 846 nucleotides long. The record is from the annotation of a GenBank genome assembly. NCBI's taxonomy places the organism in Eukaryota, Dinophyceae, Syndiniales, Amoebophryaceae.
GAUUUUGACCCUAGCUGAGUUUUUUUUUUUCGUCCAGUACAAACUUGAGGAACAUUCCAGCAUCGACAGAAAAUGACAGAUCGUGCGGGCACUCGGAUGCAAAGAGGAGCGCCUCUCUCGCGAACGCUGAGUGACUACAAAAGUCAGCAUUACAAAAGCCACCGACCCCGCUUGCGUACAUGCUCUGGCGUUUUGUCGGACAUUCAUCAUGGUAGUACGAGUGCCUCUGUAUCAGAACAACAAGAUCCACAUGGAAGCUCUCAACAGGAGCCACCUUUGGUAACCGGUGCUAUCCACUUACCGCCACUACGGACUGCCUUGCUCAACAAACCACAAGGGUUAUCGGACAGUGAUAUGUUGUUUAGUACGACAGCUACGACUACUAGCACACCAUUCGGAGCAGGCCCAUUAUUCCAGUCAGGAGGGUCCUCUUCAUCAAGCAAUCCAUAUGGUCUGGCACAGCAACCGAAUGUCGCAUCCACUACCAAUGUUGCACUGGCACCACCACCACCACCACCACCACCACUGCCGAAGACCCUACUAUUAAGGCUCAACUUUCAUUGGUCAUAGAGGUUGGUCACUGAAAUCGAAGAGGGUCCCUCUGAGAGAACAGGGGAAAAUGAAGGGAAAGGGGAGAGCCUUGGAGGAGGUCUCUUCCGUUCAGAGUCAGUGACCAAUGAAUGCUGAGCUUUAAUACUAUCGCCCAUAGAAGAUGCAAAUGUUGGCGUGCCAGGCCAGGUCAGUGAAAAAACGUCAUGGAGCAAGCGCAGGCCGAGCUCGGGGCUUCAGCGUGUGCACCAUCGUCUUAGUCGGCUAGCGGCAGAGGCGGGGACAGCAGAGGGGGGG